UGUACACUAUACGUGCCAUUGAAUGAUGUCGAUUUGCUCGUAAUUUCUCACUGGACGUGAUUUGUCGUGACAUUCGUGCGAGAUCAACGUUGCACCGGUCUAUUGAAAAUGUUGGUCUACGAUGUGCUGCACAAGGAGAAGGUUUAUCAUAUCGUCGCCAAUGAUCUCAGGAGCUUCGGGGUUAAGUAUCGCUUCAAGAAGAGUAUGCUUAAGAGCGAAAGACCCGAGGUCUGCAAGGAUAUCUCCAAGAGGGUCUUCAAGAUUCCUCUGUUUUAUCAACCCUUGGAUAUCGUGAAUCUAUCGUCGGGUGGUAUAGUUCACGUUCCCGUGUUUGUGAUCCAAGCCACGACCUUCCUGGAGAAGUAUAUCACUCAGGAGGGUCUCUUCAGGAAAGCCGGCUCUCAGGCGCGACAGAAGGAGUUGAUGUCUCGCUUGGACAACGGUGGCAGUUUUGGCGAGAAGAAUCAUGCGAUCGAUGUCGCCAGUUGUCUGAAAUCUUUCUUCCGGGACCUGCCAGAACCACUGAUACCAUACAUAUAUCAUGACUUGUUCGUACACUGCGCAUUGCUAAAGAGUUAUCGAAUACAGGCAUUAUUGCUAGCAUGUACACUGUUACCACCGUAUCAUCUGAAUACUUUAGCAUUUUUUAUGGAGUUCUUGAAAAAGGUUUCCAUGUAUGAGAAACAAAAUAGGAUGAGCAUUGAAAACCUAGCGAAGGUUGUCGGACCAAAUAUCAUGCCCUUAAGAGACACAAGUAUGUCAGCUGUACAAAAUAGAUUGCAAAUGCACUUGACUAUCAUCAAGAUAUUAAUUGAAAAUUCGCAAAAUAUUGGUAUUCUACCACCACACAUUGCGCAAAGUAUUUCUAUGGAAACAAGCGGUAGUACAGAUAAUGGAUUAGACUCGUUUGAACUACUUGGAAAGUCUAAAAAGAAGAAACAUCGUAGUGGAAGUCUUACACGUAAGCCACAUCUAAGUGCUACCAAUCUGAAUCUAAGAAUGUUCAAUGGAUUAAAGAAAAUAGUUGGGAAAGGUAUUGAUGAUGUUUCUAAUAUCAACCAUCAACAACUUCCUACACAUCCGGAGCAGUUAACUGUGCCUUUACCUAAAUUUCACAAAAAACGAAAAGUAGCAGAGAGAAUAGAUGCUCCAAAUAUAAAGAAAAAGAGAGUGGCUGACAAAUUAGACAAGUCAAAGAAAAUAAGACUGAGUUUGGACAAAUUUGUGCCUAAGAAUAAACCAAAAAAUACCGACGGUGACCCGUCUGAUUCAUUUACAAAUAAUUACAAGUCGCACGUACAAUUGAGACGUUGGAGUUCAAUAAACAACUCUUCCGAUGCGCGUAAAAUACGGAAGUACAGCGACGAGAUAUCACACUUGAAAUUCAUGAAAAAUGAUGAACCAUCGAACGAUGAUUUGCUUCAGGAAUACGAUAACGUAUUUAUUGAUGCCAAUGUGAAUUUAUCAGACGAUGGUGGUGGGAAAGGAUUAUUUGUAAAUGAAGAACGCCAUAGAACUAGCGAGCAAUGGCAUAUAGAGACAAACACGAGCUUGAAGAAACUAGACACUAUGGAUGAAAGUGACAAUAACAUAUGCUUGUUGGUUCCUGAGGAAAAGACUGAUUUGGAAGAAUUCGAUAUGUCUCUUCCUCAUACUGACACGAUAUCAUCAUCGAGUGAUCACUGUGAAGAAGAUUACGUCAGAAUUCCUAAAAGCGAGUACGAAGAUAUAAAAAAUCGAGUUUCCGCGAUUGAGUCGCGUAUUUCGCAAGAAUUUGGAAGUAUAUACGAUGAGGAGAAUGAUAUAACUACACACUCGGUGAACAAAGUGCAGACAGCAUACGAGAAAACAUUGGAAGAGGCUAGUAUUGAAAAUACCUUGACAAGUGAUUAUUUAGCAAAGAAAUUGAGUAAAGAAUUAAAGAUCAGAAGGUCGGGAGAACAUAAAAUAAUUAGAUCUCCUAGCGCGAGAAAAAUUGGAACAUUAAGAAGACGUUCGCAGGAGAAAGUCACCAGCAAACGUGUUAGACGAACCGCAUCGUGGCACAUAUCUCCGGAAUUCAAUUUGCAACAUCAUAUCCAACUGGAGAAACAAGUGAACGUUUACCCCAUCGAAAAACAAUCGACGUUUACUGGCAAUUUCUUAGAGGAACAAUUUUAUUCUUCGGCGAGAUCCAAUGAAAUUACUUCUGACAAUGCGACAGAUGAGAUAGCCUGUUUACGUGACCAAGUGAACACACUGAUUUCUCGUUCAGGAGAACAGCACAAAAUUUCAAAUAAUAGCAAUUUGAAUCUUUCUGGAUUUAAAGAUCUACAUUUGGCAAAUAACCGGGUGGGUUCAUCUGUGCGCAGAGCAUCGUCUUUCCAUGGAAAAGAUUUUGUAGACAAUUCAUCCUAUUUCGAUAAGAAAGUAGACGAUUUGAGAAAGUCUAAUAGUCAUCAAAAUAUAAUCUUAAAUAAUGACUGUUUACAAAGAGACAAUACUAUUGUUGAAGGCUCAAACGAGGUAUCUUGGAAAGAUGCGAAUAGAUAUUUUAAAUCAGUAUCGCGGACAAACACGCCCGCUCCUCAGACCGGUAGAGCAUCAGUCGCGAAACUUCGAGCGCAAAAUGCCGGUAUGGUAUUGGCUAAGGCGAAAUUAUUUGGCGAAUGUACUACUAAAACGUCCGACUUUACAUCAGCAAACUCGUCGAGCAAGAAACAUUGUCGCGAUAAUGUAAAUGUAAAACGUUCUCCAAAUUUAGCUAAAGAAACAACGGACGUGAACGUCGAACAUUUUAAACAGUCGUAUAAGAGGACCCAAGUCUCUCGGAAACAAUCCAAUAAAGAGGCAAAAGGUAAAAAUUAUUACCCAGUUGUGCUAUCUUCAAAUAUGUCACCACAAAUCAAGACACAGAUAACAACUACGCAAUCGAAACUGCUCCAAGAACACGUGGACAAGAAUUACCAUUCCACGCAGAAAUUCGAGAUACAAAGUCAGAAACUGUCGAACAAGGAUCCGAUUUCGUAUCAGAUUUCUGCUAAGGAUAAAACUAUUAAUAUUACACGUGAUAUGGAAAUUCAUCAGAAGGAAAACGCUGCUACGAAAGUAUCGCCUUUGAUGAAGAUGUCUAUCGAUACCAUAUCGCAAAAUUCGAAUCUAUAUUCUUACAAACCGGAUGUUAACAAAACGCCGCACAUUAAGCGGCCUUUAACUGUCAAGACCCCGAAAAGUACCAAAUUAAUGCGUAAGCCGCCAGUUGAAACACGUAGAACACCGUUGAAAGCGACAGCGCAAUUAGGAACUCCGAAACGUCAAAGUCCUAAAAGUAUUCUGAAGACAAGGACUCUCAGUAUGCAUACGUAACAGAGAGAGAGAGAGAGAUAAAGAGAGAUGCACAAAGUAUAAAAAAUAAUAAAUAUGUACGUUGAUUUAUAUGUGCCUUAUCUUUAGACUCGCGCGAUAUUUCAAGAAGGUAUAAUUUUUAUGCUUAUUAAUAUUUUUGUAUAUUUUGGUGUUCCUAGUAUAUCGGAUGCUAUCAAUGGAAUAUAUAAUUGUUACUAUAGAGUUAGUAUGUGUCAUGAAACUUGUAGUUUAAAUAUGAAUGUUUAAAACUGCAUUCCGCGCGUGAAGCAUUGUUUAAGCGGAACAAAUAGUAAGUGGUAUGAUUGAAAGACGCACCUGUGAAUUAUUACACGUUUAUCAUUUUAUCAAUUUGCUGUUUUUUUUUUUUUUACAAAUUGAAGAAAACAUACGUUAAACCUUUGAAAUACUACUUUUUAAGACUAGUCAUUGCAUGUAUCUGCUCGUUUACAUGUGUUCCUCGUUAUAUUCAUCGUCAUCCACAACUUCGAAUUCAAUGCAAUAUUCAUACUGUCUUAUCGAUAUACAUAGACGUAAUAGUAUCAGUAAUUACUAUAAUUGACACCACCACCCGACUCAUAAAAUAUAUCUUUUGAUGAAUUCGAAAUCAUUGCAUAUUUCCAUGCGUUUUCCUGCCUGAUUUAUCCAAGAAAGAAACUCUCUCAGCCUUGGUUCGUAAGAUUUCAAACUUUCCGAUGACGGCAUGAUAGCGCCGUGAUGGAAAUGAGAAUCACGAUAGUCCACGUGGUUCACGGUGAUCAGACGCGUGACCAAUCACGUGGCACCGCUUGUCCUUCGCCCGCUGUCAAAACACUCUUACCGCUUUUGACAUUUUGUGUAU
Molecule: messenger RNA, 4183 nt
Organism: Dinoponera quadriceps
Lineage: Eukaryota; Metazoa; Arthropoda; Insecta; Hymenoptera; Formicidae
Product: rho GTPase-activating protein 11A-like
Exons: 6
Coding region: 109-3345 (1078 amino acids)
Biological process (GO): signal transduction
Source: RefSeq, a predicted model, not a curated record